GGGAUAAUGAGGGAAAGAGAAAGAAAGAAUCUCGUCGGCUUUGAGCUGUGAUUUAGCUGUUUUGAUGUUAUUUCACUUUCCCCAAAAUCCCUAGAAAAAACCCUCCCUCUCUCCUCUCUCUCUCCUCAAGCUCAACGCGCACACCUUCUCUCUUCCUCCUCUUCUCAUCCUCCUGUUCUCUCUCUCUCUCUGCAUUUGUGAAGCAGGAAAGACAAAAAUCAGGAAAAGGAAAAAGGAGAAGAAGAUCAUCAAAUGCUCAAUGUGGUGAGAUGAAGGAGAAGAGCUACCUCCAUCUUCGUCAUCUGCCUCUGGAUUUUCUCCCCUUCUUCUCUACUUUUCUUGCUCUUUCUUCGCUUGUUCAGUCUAGCUCUUCCGAGAGAGUAGUCAUUUCUAGCAAUGGCGGCCUCACGGACGCCGAAGCUAGGUACAUUCAACAGAGGCAGCUCUUGUACUACAGGGACGAGUUCUGUGACAGGGGAGAGCAUGUGAGAGUUGAUCCUUCCCUCGUCUUCGAAAACCCUAGACAAAAGAACGCCUAUAUUGCGUUGCAAGCUUGGAAACAAGCUAUCAUCUCCGAUCCGUUGAAUCUGACUAGUAACUGGGUCGGAUCUAAUGUCUGUAACUAUACUGGCGUUUUCUGCACUAGUGCGCUCGAUGAUCCGUCCAUCAAGACCGUCGCCGGCAUUGAUCUCAAUCAUGGCGAUAUCGCCGGUUACCUGCCGGAGGAGCUAGGGUUGCUUACCGACAUUGCAUUGUUCCACAUCAACUCCAACCGAUUCUGCGGCACCGUGCCUCACAAGUUCGUGAACCUCAAGUUGUUGUUCGAGUUGGAUCUCAGUAAUAAUCGGUUCGCCGGGAAGUUCCCGGAGGUUGUUCUCCGGUUGCCUAAGCUGAAGUAUCUGGACAUUCGUUUUAAUGAGUUCGAAGGUAAGGUUCCUAGAGAACUCUUUGAUAAGGAUCUUGAUGCCAUUUUCAUAAACCACAAUAGGUUUGCCUUCGAUCUGCCGGAUAAUUUGGGGAACUCGCCUGUUUCGGUGAUUGUUCUGGCGAACAAUAAGUUCCACGGAUGUGUUCCCGCCAGCUUGGGUAACAUGUCCAAGACGCUCAACGAAAUCAUUUUGAUGAAGAACGGGUUCCGGUCCUGCGUGCCGACGGAGAUCGGGUUGUUGAAGGAACUAACCGUGUUGGAUUUGAGUUUCAACCAGCUAAUGGGGCCAUUGCCUGAUACUAUUGGAGGGAUGCUGAGCUUGGAACAGCUGAAUGUGGCUCACAACAUGCUCUCGGGAACGAUACCAGCGAAGAUCUGUUCGCUUCCCAACUUGAAGAACUUCACUUAUUCGUAUAAUUACUUCACAGGCGAGCCGCCAGUGUGCUUGAGUCUUCCGGACUUCGAUGAUCAGAAGAAUUGUUUACCGGAGAGGCCAGCACAGAGGUCAGCGUCGCAAUGUAAGUCGUUCUUGUCUCGCCCUGUGCAUUGUAGUGCUUUCAGAUGUACACCUUUUGUUCCAUCUCUGCCAGCUCCACCUCCACCUUCACCUCCCAUCCCGGUGCCCUCUCCUCCUAUUGUUAUAUCAUCACCUCCACCACCGGUAUACUCGCCUCCAGUUUACUCACCACCCCCUCCAGUUUACUCACCACCACCACCACCACCAGUUUACUCGCCUCCACCACCCCCUCCGGUUUACUCACCACCACCGGUUUAUUCGCCUCCACCACCCCCUCCAGUUUACUCACCACCACCACCAGUUUAUUCACCUCCGCCACCCCCUCCAGUUUACUCGCCACCACCACCAGUUUAUUCGCCUCCCCCACCGCCACCNCCAUCCCCGCCACCUCCAAUUUAUUGUGUUAGAACUCCACCUCCACCUAAUUCACCGCCACCGCCCACGUAUUCCCCACCACCACCGGUUUAUAAUUCACCUCCACCGCCGCAUCACUCACCACCUCCACCGCAUCAUUCACCACCUCCGCCGCAUCAUUCACCACCUCCGCCGCAUCAUUCACCGCCUCCACCACACUAUGCUUCACCACCACCACCCCCCGUCUAUUCUCCACCACCACCACCCGGUUCACCACUACCACCACCACCUCCAUGUAUAGAACCACCUCCACCGCCAUCACCACCCCCAUGCAUAGAACCGCCUCCGGAGUACUCCCCUCCAUCAAUUCCUUACCUUCCUCCCCCAUCACCAUCACCACCACCCCCGCCAGUUUAUAAUUCUCCGCCCCCGCCUUCACCACCACCACCUUCUCCAGUUUAUUAUGCAUCCCCACCUCCACCUUCACCUUCACCUCCUGUUCACUACGAGUCUCCCCCUCCUCCCCCACCGGUUUAUCAUUCUCCACCACCUUCGUCACCACCUCCGGUUCCUUGUGAAAACCCUCCUUCACCACCACCACCACCACCGCCGCCACCUCCAGUUGCAUGUGAAAAUCCUCCGUCACUUCCUCCAUCACCACCUGUUUAUGAGAGCCCACCACCGGUAUAUGAGGGCCCAAUGCCGCCAAUUUUUGGGGUAUCAUACGCAUCUCCGCCGCCGCCUCCUUUCUAUUGAUUCUUUUGAGCAUUUUCCUCCUUCCCCUCAUGUAGACAAAAAAGAAACAUUUCGAACUUUUCAUUUAUCUUAGCUACCGUUGCGUCUUCUUCCUCUUCUUUUACUUCUUUUCUGUCAAUUCUUGUAAUUUCUCUCUGGACGAUCCUCGUUAUCGGAGGAAGAACAACGAACAAAGAACAGAAACAGAAAAUUGGGUGCAGUGUUCCAUGGGUUGCAGCAAUGGGCGCGUUCUUGAUUGGGGGAAUUCGUUUGUAACAAAGAAGAGACAGAGAAGAGAGCAGAAGAGCAGAGGAGAAAGUCUCCAUAUUUAUUUGAAUUGUUAUGGAUAAUUUGAGUUGUGAAUAAAUUGUUAGAGAUAAGAGAAAAGAGUAGGUUGCAGGGAAAGGUAAUGUAUAGGGAUGAGAUUUCAUGAAAAAGAAGUAAUGGAUGAAUGGUGAUUAUAAUUAUAAGCAGCAGGUCUGAGAGCCGGUUGCAUCUCUGCUACCUGCGCCUGCUUGCUGCUGCUUUGUGGGUUUAUUGUUAUUAGUGUCUCUCUUUCAUCACACUUGGCUUCUUUUUCUUUUUCCAUUGUUAUAGUAUGAUCAGGAACAUUUACUUGAUAUAUUAUUUGAUUUUCAGAUCAUUCUUUCUUCUUAA
Messenger RNA from Nelumbo nucifera (sacred lotus), 3191 nucleotides. The record is from RefSeq and is a predicted model, not a curated record. Lineage: Eukaryota; Viridiplantae; Streptophyta; Magnoliopsida; Proteales; Nelumbonaceae.